AUGCCUUUACUCAAUUGUAUUCGUGAGAAUAUCAAAGCUCGUGCUGAGCGUAAACGCCAAGCUAUCAACGAAAUCAACAACUCUAGAUUUGAGAACGAAGACACUUCCUCUGGAAAUGUUGUCAAACAGAACACCGAUAUUCUUGAGGAAGCUACUUCAUCUGAGGAGCGCACAUUUGGGGAAAAUUUGACGUCCUAUAACAACCGACUAAUGCCGCAACAUACUUCCAACAUUGAUUCUCGAGUCACUGAAGAGAGCUUUGUAUCUAAUUCUACCUCUGCUUCGGCCAUCACAAAUCAUGAGACACUCAGUAAUCGGCCCUUACAGUCCACAACACUUCGUGGCCCUGCCCUAAAUAAUGACUUGAGUGAGGAUCAUGAUAGUGGAGAUGCCAAGUAUGAUGAUUCGUCCACUGAGUCACCAUCCCCAGUCUCCAAAAGCCACGUUCACUCCAACAUGUCUUCUUGUACAUCCAUCACACGUAGUAGUAGUCCUCAAACCAACGGCCUCCGCCGUCAAUGGAUGAAUAACCGUCGACGAAAUAACCACCGCUUUAUUCCAAACAGCAACAAUAAUUUAUCGUUAGAGCACCAUGACAACUUCGGUGCACCUCUAGAGAGAGUUAACGCGAGACAGCGCAUUCCAACCUUGAGCACCGAGACACAAGAUCAGGUUGAUAGCCAAGUUGUAGGAAAUUUUGCACAACCUCAUUCCGGCUUCGAGGGAGAGAAUCCAGAUUGCGAAGAUGCCUGGGCCAACGAUAAUCGGCCACCAACAAGUUAUCUGGCGCCAGUCAUUGAUUUACCUCAAGCCCCCAUUUUACACCCUCAACUUUCGCCGCCUCAAAAUCCUCAUCGUCAGACCCAUGUCCACCGCGCUAUUGUUUCCAAUCGAGGCCCAAACAACCCUGAUUUCUAA
Molecule: messenger RNA, 918 nt
Organism: Sclerotinia trifoliorum
Lineage: Eukaryota; Fungi; Ascomycota; Leotiomycetes; Helotiales; Sclerotiniaceae
Source: the annotation of a GenBank genome assembly